Capsicum annuum is the source of this 869-nucleotide messenger RNA. Its product is annotated as F-box protein At-B-like. The record is from RefSeq and is a predicted model, not a curated record. The coding region runs from base 133 to 810 and encodes 225 amino acids. The transcript is spliced from 3 exons. Lineage: Eukaryota; Viridiplantae; Streptophyta; Magnoliopsida; Solanales; Solanaceae.
UCUUAUUUCCCCUGCUUAUAGAAUUUGCUGCGUGUGAAGCACCAGAACUUUUCAAAGACGAACUUGCAGAAAUGCUCCAAAAGGUGCCCUUGUUAGAGUUGCUGUCCAUAAAAAUCCGAGGUACCUCACGUGAUGUAUUUGAUAUACGACCGACCUCUUGGACAAUUUCUGCCCAAGAGUUUAAAAAAAUUGAAGUUACAGCAAACGGAUGUACCCCUCUUUGUCUCCUGGUUAGAUGCAGUCAGGAAGAUCCCUUGUUUCAACUUGCGAAGCUUGUCUCUUGUCGUGGACGUUAUAUCAGAUAAUCUUCUCAUCACAGUUAUGCAUUCUCUUCCUCGUUUAGAGCUGGAUCUUGAAGACAGACCUUUUAUGGGGCCAUCGGUACGGGACAUGACCAACAUUGGACUGCCGGCUCUGAAGUUCUGCGAAUGUCUAAUUAUCCUCUCAAUUGUUCAAAGUGAAAGGAAUUAUCCUUCAUUUAAGAGAGUCAAAAAUAUAGGCACGUUCCAUAUUUCUGAACGUUGUAGAAGGUUGGAAUCAGUGAAACUUGGUGGGUUUGCAAAGGUUACUGAAGCUGGAUAUUCGUCAAUUCUGCACUCAUGCCGGAAUCUGAGGAAAUUUGAAGUGUUGACUUCACCUCUAUUAUCAGAAUCGGUGUUUGAUAAUAUGAUAGGAGUUGCAAGGUCCGUAAUUGAAUUAAGCCACUUGGAGGGAUGGAAACUAUUGUUUUCCUCUAUAUGUACAAUUUUUACAAGGUAUUCUUUUGUUUACUUCUAUGUUUCGUUAAAUUCUCUGUUUUACUCUUCCUAGUUCUAAUAGUGUUUCUUUCUGUUGUAUCUUAUUCUUUUACUAUUCCUUAUCUUAGAUUA